Saccoglossus kowalevskii is the source of this 921-nucleotide messenger RNA. RefSeq names its product fibrillin-1-like. The record is from RefSeq and is a predicted model, not a curated record. NCBI's taxonomy places the organism in Eukaryota, Metazoa, Hemichordata, Enteropneusta, Harrimaniidae.
AUGGCCGAACAACGGUGGGUGUGGGUGUGGGUGAGGUGUGGGUGUGGGUGGGGGUCUUUGUACACAAGACUAGAUAUCAGACAAGGAACUACCAAGUCAUCUACAGAAAUCGAGACAACAAUGCAACACACCAGUGUGAUCACAACGAAUGCAGCUACUACUCAUUCAACAACAAGUGAGCGUUGCUCGAAUGGAACGUGUGAUCCUGUUUGUGCAAAUGGAGGUCAAUGUGUGAUAUGUGGAGAUGAUCCAGGGUACUGUCACUGUCAAAAAAACUGGCAGGGCAGUACUUGUGAAAAUGGUAAUCCAUUACUUCGUCUUCCAUAUGAUUUAGUUGUCGUGUCAGUAUAUGAUUUCAAUGAAAUGUUACCCAACGUAGACGAAUGUGCCAGUGGUUUGGAUGAUUGUGAUGACGUUGCUCAAUGUACGAAUACGAUUGGUGGAUAUGAGUGUACAUGCCCAUCACUGGGAUAUAAAGGAAACGGUACUUAUUGUGAGGAUAUUGAUGAAUGUACUGAUGGUACACAUAUGUGUUAUGAUAGCGCCAAUUGUAGUAACACUGACGGAUCGUAUGUAUGUCACUGCUUGGAUGGAGGCACAGAUAACUGCACAGCAACUGAAGUCUGUAGUAAACAAUGUGAAAAUGGGGUUUGUUAUAUCGACAAGAAUAAUCGACAGCAAUGCCAGUGUGACCGAGGAUAUAAACUAGAUAACGACGAUAACAGUGUGUGCAUAGAUAUAAAUGAAUGUUUAGACGUAAAUCAUUGCUCUCAACGAUGUACCAAUACUGAAGGAAGUUAUGUAUGCUAUUGUGAUCCUGGCUAUGAACUAGACGAAAAUGGAUAUACGUGCUCUGGUCGGUUAUUUGUUACUAUGAUCCAAUCUAAUAAUGUAUAUCGGAGUUCGAUACCAUCUGUUUAG